Messenger RNA from Micromonas commoda, 654 nucleotides. RefSeq lists its product with no specific name. NCBI's taxonomy places the organism in Eukaryota, Viridiplantae, Chlorophyta, Mamiellophyceae, Mamiellales, Mamiellaceae. The transcript is spliced from 2 exons. The coding region runs from base 1 to 654 and encodes 217 amino acids. The record is from RefSeq and is a predicted model, not a curated record.
AUGGACCCCGACGUGCUGGUAUCGCACCUGGACGACUUCCGCGACGUGCUCAUCAAGAUCAACGAUGAUCUGUCGCACGCCAAGUCCCAGUUUGAACGUCUGAAACGGAUGGACGUGGACGAGCAGGCGGCGUUUGUCGACGAACACACCCGCGGCCUGGACGCGACGAUGGCCGCGAUGGACGCCCUGGCGGACGACGCGUGCGCACACUUUCGUAGGGGCCACGCGGACGCCGCGACGGGCCUGGAGGAGACCGAGCACGCGCUGCGCAGGCAGGCUUCCGAGGUUAGCGUCGCGUUGCUGUCGCAGGAUGGCGACCUCAAACAAACGCGAACCGCGCUGGACAAUCUGCGUGAGUUCACUCGCGCGGAGUUGAGGCACCAGCGCGAGGUCAGCGAGUGGACCGUCCGCGCCGCGCACGAUUUCCUGGAGGACCUGCGGGAGGAUAAGAGGAAGGUGGCGGCGGAGACGGUGGGGCGGGUGGGGCGGUGGCACGCGGGCGCUCGGACGCGGCGGUUGGCGCGUCACCGGGAGACGUUUGGAGCGCUCUCCGCGCACAUCGAGCGGAGCGCGGAGACGCAAGGGGCGAAGACGCUGGAGCUGCGUGAGGUGAUCGACAGGGCGGACAGGCGGCUGGGUAUCAGACGCCGGUGA